Molecule: messenger RNA, 723 nt
Organism: Colletotrichum navitas
Lineage: Eukaryota; Fungi; Ascomycota; Sordariomycetes; Glomerellales; Glomerellaceae
Product: Got1-like family protein
Exons: 5
Coding region: 109-528 (139 amino acids)
Biological process (GO): retrograde transport, endosome to Golgi; endoplasmic reticulum to Golgi vesicle-mediated transport
Cellular component (GO): endoplasmic reticulum; Golgi cis cisterna; COPII-coated ER to Golgi transport vesicle
Source: RefSeq, a predicted model, not a curated record
UCCUCCGCCGCGCGUCCAAAGCGAACACGAUUAGAGAGACAUACCCCUAGACGUCCCGAACCGAAAGCCUCCCCGCAGUUCCUUAUCCCUAACCCAAAGCCAUCCAAGAUGUCGUCAAUGUGGAUGUCCGAUACCCAAAAAAUCGGAGUGAUUUUUUGCUCCGGAGGCGGUUUCUUCCUCAUCGGCGGAGUGAUGCUCUUCUUUGACCGAGCCAUGCUCGCCAUGGGAAAUAUCCUCUUCCUUAUCGGCCUGACGAUUAUCAUCGGACCCCAGAAGACGCUGCUCUUCUUCGCGCGGAAACAAAAGGCAAAGGGCACGGCGGCCUUCUUCGCGGGGCUCGCCCUGAUUCUGCUGCGGUGGCCCCUGAUCGGCUUCUGUGUCGAGCUCUACGGCAUCAUGAUCCUGUUCGGAGACUUCCUCGGCACCAUCGCCGCGUUCGCGCGCAAUAUCCCAGUCAUAGGGCCCUACAUCGGGGCCGCGGUCGACCGGUCCGGGGUUGGACGGCGAAACGCCGAGCUCCCCGUGUAAAGCUCACGGGCAGUGCCUGGUCGGAGUUGGCGCCGCGGCGUAUCAAUUGUUUUGGGCACUCAGUGGCAGGCUAUCGGGGUAGCGUGUAGUCAAGCUGUAUGUAUACCGCAACGGCGCAGCUUGAGUCGAGGGGUUUGGUAUGGCGUGUACUGUAUUCGAUUGUGCGCUCAACAAUGUUAGACGGGCGGCCUCAGC